AUGGCCGGGAGUCUCGGAAAAUGCAGCAAGAUCCGUCACAUUGUGAGGCUCAGGCAAAUGCUCCGGCGAUGGCGAAAUAAAGCCCGGUUAUCUUCGGUCAGCCGUUGUGUACCGUCGGAUGUUCCAUCAGGACACGUGGCAGUCUGUGUGGGUAGCGAUUGCAGGAGAUUUGUGGUGCGCGCGUCGUACCUGAACCAUCCGAUCCUCAGCAAUCUCCUUGUUCAAGCUGAGGAAGAGUACGGUUUCGCUAACCAAGGACCUUUGGUUAUCCCUUGUGAAGAAUCGGUUUUCGAGGAAGCGAUCCGGUUUAUUUCUCGGUCUGAUUCUUCUCGGUCAAGCCGGUUUACUUGUCCCGACGAUCUCCAGAAAUGCCAUCAUCACGGUGGUGGAAUCAAGAGCAAGCUAGAUCUGCUGAUCGAAUCUCGACCGUUGCUUCACGGCGUCGCCGAGAAAGCCAUCUGGUGA
This is a messenger RNA of Arabis nemorensis, 465 nucleotides long. The record is from the annotation of a GenBank genome assembly. Lineage: Eukaryota; Viridiplantae; Streptophyta; Magnoliopsida; Brassicales; Brassicaceae.